Calliphora vicina (urban bluebottle blowfly) is the source of this 7219-nucleotide messenger RNA. It is a transcript of the gene SCAP, whose product is annotated as SREBP cleavage activating protein. Gene Ontology annotation, cellular component: Golgi membrane; endoplasmic reticulum membrane; SREBP-SCAP complex. Gene Ontology annotation, molecular function: sterol binding; protein binding. The transcript is spliced from 9 exons. Gene Ontology annotation, biological process: SREBP signaling pathway; regulation of cholesterol biosynthetic process. Bases 1459 to 5460 code for a protein of 1333 amino acids. NCBI's taxonomy places the organism in Eukaryota, Metazoa, Arthropoda, Insecta, Diptera, Calliphoridae. The record is from RefSeq and is a predicted model, not a curated record.
UAAAAAAAAUCUGAUUAGAAUAACUUGUCAUUUCUUUAACAAAUUUAUACGCAAAAGCACGCAGUAAAACUAUAAUUAAAUAAAUUUAACGUAACAAAAACACAUUUUAAAUAGUGGAAAAAACUAAAUAGAAAUACAAUAAUUAUAAUAAAUAAAAUCAAACUAAUAUUGUGAAUAACUAAAAAAGAAAAAGUGAAGAAAUUAAUACAGCUAGUGUAUAGUGGAAAAAAAUGACGUAAAAAACGUGCAAAAUUUUAGAGUGAAAAAAAAAUUGCUAAUUAAUGAUUAAAAUACUAAAGAAUGUGUUAAAAAUAUUCCUGAUUAUGUGAAAGAUCUAAUUGUUUAAUAAUGAAUUAAAAAUAAGAAAAUUAUAAUGUUUUGCAAGCGUGGCAAUUAAAAUGAAAAUUCUUAUGCCGUUUAUGGCUUUAAAAAAUACAUAGUGUUUGUGUUUAUUGACUGACCAAUUAUUGCAGUGAAUGCCAUAGAAAAAAGCAAAGAAAUUAAAGAGCAAAGAAAGAAAAAUAACUAACAAAACAUAACCGCAGAUAAACAAACAACAACCAAAUUGUACAAACGUCAUAUAAAAAAUAUAUGUAUAAAAAAAAUUGAAAUUGAUAAAUGCAAAUAUUAAUUAUCGUUUAUUGCGCGCGCCACUAGUGUUUUAAUAUAAUAACGUGUAUAAAAAACGCAUCUAAUUAUCUAUAUGAAUGUGGUUGUUUAUAAAAAAAAUUGAGGAAAUGUAUAGAUUCUAAAUAGGAAUUGAUUCUAUUAAAAAUUCAUAAAGAAUAAUAAAAAAUUAAUAACAUUAGUGACAAGUGUCAAAAUUGGUUUAGCUACACAUACACAAUCUCCACACAAAUGCUAAUAAACACCUGCACAACCAAAAAGAACCGCUAUCAGCACCCACAACAAAACUAAAAUCAAAACAAUAACAAAUAAUUACCACCCCCUUUUAAACCCUUAACAGCGUGUUUCAUAUAAAACAAAUAAAAACAAAAAAUGGAUUUAAAAUCGAAUUGGAAAUGAACAACUUUAAAGAAUUUUAUAUACAAAUUAACUGUGUAGCUAUAUAUUUAAAAAUAAAUAAAAUAAACUGCUAAAUAAAUAACGUCAUGAAGUGCUUAAAUAAACAACAACAUGAUCGGCAAUCUAAUUUGAGAACAAAUACAAUUUAGCUAACUUCAACAAACAAAUUGCAUUUUGUUGGUUUUCUAAGAAUUGUUUUUGGUUUUUUAUAUUUUUAAAACGUUUGUGAAAAUAUUUAAGAAACAUUUGCCAUUGUUUUUGUUGGAAAUCGCAUACAAUUUUGAAAAUACCACAAUUUUCGAGCAUUUCUUUCAAACAUUUGCCUCACAGUGUUCUUUAAUUUUUGUUGGUAUUUGUAUAUUUUCUGGUUUUUUUACGAGUGCCUGUCUGCCUACCUAUUUUUAAACAAACGACUAACGAACAAGUAUCGUCAUGUCUAUUUCGGAACAUGGUACCGGAAAUUCAUCUAUUACGGGUGCAGUUCCACACUCCACAUCUAACUCAUACACAUCAUCGGUUUCGUCAUCGUCUUCGUCAAGUUCCUCAACUUCGGCUGUAAAUUCUACAUACAAGUCGAAAACAUCAUCUGCCUCUGGUUUACCGGCAGCUGUUUCACAUAUUUACUAUAAACAUGGUCUCUUCCUAUCAAGUUAUCCAACCUGUGCCACCAGUAUAGCUAUAGUGGCCAUAUUAUUUUCAUGUUAUCCCCUUAUCAACAUACCACUACCGGGAACAAUACCCACCAAAAUUGUUCUACCAUUCGAUGGCAAGAACUCUUUGUUUGGUGAAGGAGAACGUUCAAAUUUUUCGCUGGUCAAAAAUAUAUUUAAUGUCAAUAACGUCUCGUAUGAACCGCAUUUACCCUGGGCACAAAACUCACCCAUCUUGUAUGUACAACAAAUAACAUUGCGUUCCAGUGUAUUACCGUGGACAGACCAAAUGCAAUUGAUGGAUGCAUUUCGUGCGCCCCUAUAUGAAGUGUUUCGUUUAUUGGAAAUUGUACGCAAUCACGAGACAACUGAAAAUCAACGCACUUUGGAUAAAAUCUGUUUGCGCGUGGACAAUGUUAAACGCUCACAAAAUGAGCAAAUAUUCCCUGAAUACGAUUGUUUACUUCUAUCGCCGGCCAAUUUGUGGGGUCAAAGUAUACAGAAUUUUACUGGAGAUACAAAUAUACUAAAUACCAUAUUUCAGUAUCAUAAUCUUCAAAAAACAAAAGUAUCAACCGCAGAAAUGCUCUUUGGUCUACCCAUACAAGAUACCGGUUUUAAACGAUAUCCAUUGCGCUCUCGCUCACGCAUCAUACAAUUUGCCUUGACUUUAAUACUCAAACAAAAUGAUCGCGAAUAUAUACAAUCGUUAAAGGAGAAACUUCUAAAUUACUAUCCGCCGCCGCAAAUAAAUCAAGGAACACCACAAGCACAGCAGCCAGGUGAAAAAUCGUCCAUAACUUACAUUUUCUAUCCAGGAGAAUUUAAGAUGUGGGAAUUUCUGCCACUCUCCAUAGCAUUUGUUUUGCUCUUUACCUACGUGUACUUUUCGGUGAGAAAAAUUGAUGUUAUACGUUCGCGGUUUCUGUUGGCCUUGUGUGCUGCCAUCACUAUACUGGGCAGUUUGGUUAUGUCGUUGGGUUUGUGUUUCUUCUUUGGCCUAACCAUUAGUCUACAGUCGAAGGAUAUAUUUCCCUAUUUGGUGAUACUGUUGGGUUUGGAAAAUUGUCUGGUUAUCACACGCAGUGUGGUAUCCACAGAUGAGACGUUUGAUGUGAAAAUUCGUGUGGCCCAGGCUUUGAGUAAAGAGGGCUGGCACAUCUCCAAGACUCUAUUAACCGAAAUAACCAUAUUGACUAUUGGUUUGGCUACCUUUGUGCCGGUCAUACAAGAGUUUUGUGUGUUUGCCAUAGUGGGAUUGCUUUCUGAUUAUAUGCUGCAAAUGUUAUUGUUUUCCACCAUACUGGCCAUGAACAUUAGAAGACCUGAGUAUUCAACGGAAGCCAAACAUUUGCCUAAAAUGAUGCUCUCAUUUACGGGCAAUUCUAUGGCGGCUGGCAAUAGCAAUCACUCGCCCACCUCCAGCGGCAGUGGUUAUGGAUUUUCGAAUGGCCGUCCUGAUUUCCGUUUCUUUGGCAGUUCCUCAGCAGCAAAUGGUAGUGCAGCUGGUGGUAGUAAUGGAGCAUUUUCUCCACCACCAUUUGGCAGCUUUCAUCGUUCUCAGUCCCAUCCGAAAUUAGCCUUUGCCGACUUUAACAAUCUCAACAAUGCCAAUGAGCUGACAAAACGUUCUUCCAUUGCUUUAAGUGCGAAUAAUGGUCCGGAUAAGAUACCUAAACGUUUGAAGAUUGUUAACUUUUGGGCACGCACACGCUUCUUUCAACGCGCCUUUAUGGUAUGGAUGAGUGUUUGGAUUUGUUCCAUAAUUUAUAAUUCUGGCUAUUUGGAGAAUCUAUUUGUGGUCGAUAGUAAUCAUACGGGCACGUUUCGCAAUGAUGAUUUUCAACGUAAUUGGGAGGUUGGUCGUGGUGCUGUAUCGAGUUUCUUUUCAAAUGUCCAUUCAGUCAUUAAUGCUGGCUCUUUUGGUGGCAGUGGUCAUGAUGAUGAACAUCCUCGCAGUCCCAUGGGCGGCAGUAGUGUAUUUGGAAAUAAUGCUAAUAAAGCGGGAUCCUUAAAUGCUGGUCAUGAAGGUCCCUCUAUUGACAGUCAUAUCAACGAAACAGAAGCCGAACUUAAACGUCUACUCUACCCCGACUUUGAGCUAAACUAUUUCCUUUCGAAUUUCCACUGGUCCACCAUAAUGAAACAGUAUAAUGUUUCGUUGCGAGGCAAUUAUAUCACCAUUCUACCCACCAUUAAAUUGUCUCAUGCUAUUAGUCCCGAAAAGGCAGUACAUGGCCGUAAUCCAUACGAGAAAGUGGUUCAAAAUUUCCAAUGGAAAGCUUUGGCCGCAGCCUUAGAUCCACUAGAUUUUAAUGAUGACGAAAAUCGUGAAUCCCCUAUGGUCAUGCCGGGUGGCACGCCCCUCUUUCCCAAGAGUCCCAUGGAAAUAUUUUUCGCCAUCACUCUUUGCUGCAUUAGUGUAUUCGUACUCUGCUAUACCAUGGUAGUAUUUUAUCGUUGUAUAUGUACACGCAACUAUGCCGAAUGGCGCUCCAGCUGGAACGAAUCUUCGGAGUUUUCACAAAAGACCGAACAAAUUCUAGAGGGUGUACCCACUCAAAUAGCAGGCCAUAAACAUCGCAUAGAAUGUUUGGUGUCUGAUGGGGCCAAUAUUAUCAGCUGUUGCCUCAAGGGUCAAAUCAAAGUUUGGGAUGCUCGUAGCGGUGAAAAUAUUACCACCAUUAAUCGCGGUGACAUGCAAGUUACCACGCACCGUGAGGAUGGCGAUGUAAUCGUAAAGAAAUUAAAUUCUUCACCCGUUUGGUGUUUGGAUUAUUUUGACAAUUUAAUUGCUGUGGGCUGUGCAAACGGUCGCAUUGAAUUGUGGGAAAUGCCAUCUGGUGUUCUAAAGUGCACUUAUCAUGAAGACUCCAAGCGUAAUCAGGGUAUAACUCAUAUAAAUUUGAAUGGUGAUCGCGUUAUAGUGGCUCGUUUAUGCGGACGUUUAGAUUUUUAUCGCUUGGAAACUUACUACAAGGGCAAACAAAUUGAUUGGGGUUUUACCUCUGCCUAUAGAAGAACUCAUGUUAGAACCAAUUCCACGGGCAGCAUUGGUCUUAUGCUGCAUCAACAACAACAGCAGCAGCAACAACAGCAACAGCAGCAACGCAAUGAUAACCAGAGAGCAACCAAAGAGGAAAUGAAAUGUACUUUAAGAGGUGUACGUUUGGCCCAUCAACAGCCUAUAACUUGCAUGGAGGUGGUCAAUGAUAUGGUUUUCACGGGCAGUCAAGAUCAUACACUUAAAGUGUACAGCUUAAACAAUACAGAUGUUGAAUACACACUACAUGGACAUUGUGGUCCCAUAACAUGUCUAUUCGUCGAUAGAUGGCAACCGGGCACAGGAGGCUCUGGUUCCCAAGAUGGUUUACUAUGUGUAUGGGAUCUUUUUACCGGUGCCUGUAUGUACAAUAUACAAGCACACGAUGGUGCCGUCAGCUGUUUGGCAUGUGCGCCAAGUUAUGUUAUAUCGUUGGGUACGGAUGAGCGUAUCUGUGUGUGGGAACGUUUUCAGGGUAAUCUAUUGACAACAAUUAAUAUAUCAAAUGCCUAUUCAAGCCUAUUAAUGUUGACACCAUCCCUGCUGGUAACAAGUAAAAUGGGAUCUCUUAUUGUUUGGGAUGUGAGAACGGGCGAACCAGCCAGAGAAGUUAAAUUGGACUUUUCCAACUUACAUUUAUGCCCGAAAAUUAUGAUGUUGGCCUAUGAUUCUGUAGUCUGUGACUAUGGCAAUGAAAUACGUGUUGUACGUUUUCCCAUUGUAGCCGACAAAAGUAAUUAAUAUGAAUUUUUAAAUAUUUUACAACACAAACUCACCACAAGCAAGUAAGCAAGCAAACAGCACUUUGAAGAAGCAUAAAUAUAAAACAUUUUAUUACAUUUUACUUUCAUUGGUAUAUAAACAUACAAUCACACCCCACAUCCAUCCCAAACACCAUUUAUUUUUUAUAUAUAUCACUCAUAUGCUGGUAAUAAUAUUUAAUAAUUUACCAUUAUUAUAGUAAAGUAGCCUUUUUAUUGUUUAACAAUAAAUCUGUUUUUUAUAUUACAAUUUAUACUUUUUAUAUAGGUUUUUCUUUUGAUUUGUGGUAAUUCUAAGAGAUUUUAGACUUGUUAAAUGUAAUUUUAGUAACUGCUAUUUUUUCCUUUUAUUAUACAAAUGUUUUUCUCUUUUUUGCUUUAUUUAUUAGUGUUAAAUGAUAACAUAAAUAUGUUAAGGUUUGGUUUAAAAAUAAGUUAUUUUGUAAACCAUUUAUAAAAUUUAAAAGUGAAAUGGCUUUUAAACAUAUACAACAGCUCUGUUUCGUACCUAAAAGUAAAUCGUUUCAGUAACUUGUGAGAAUUUUUCGAAUCUAAAAUAGGUUUGUGAUUAUAAUAGUCAUAUAGUUUUAAAAAGGCAAUUUUCAUAAUAUACAACAUAAACAUAAAGAAAAUACUCUUACUCGCCUUGAAUAAAACAAGAUAGAUGGCUAUAAUUGGAUCGGAAAUGCCUCACGUAUUUAAUUACCGAUAAACGAGACAUAGUUUUUAGAGUGUACGGGAACACAAAUCUGUAAAUUCUGACACAACUUUUAAUUCUCUAAGAGAAAUAGUUGUCAAAAUCUUGGAUAAUUUGCACCAUUUUUGAGUAAUUUUUGACUGAAUAUAAAUAUAUAUAACUCAGAGAUGAAGAAUAAAGGCAAAAUAAAGAUAACUUCGAAAUAGAAAUAAAUAUUCUUAUAAAAACUUUCUUGGAAACCAAAAUCUUUUGUCAAAACUGUGUUGCUAACAUUUUGUGUGUAAAUUUCCACAAGCUAAACAAAGUUAGUCACUCGUUAGCAAACAAUUUUUCAUUUUGAAUAUGUCUGUAUGAUAUUUAUUAUAUUGCGUUCAGAAUCCGUAAAUACAGAUUUUUCGUAUAGAAGAAAGUUUUCAAACUAUAUAUAACAUAACUCAAUUCUUUAUUCAACAUGUGAACAAAAAAUAUUUUUGUGAAGACAUUUCUGCUUUCGUUAAUCUGCCGAGCAUGUCUUAUGUUUUUUUAUUAUUAAAUUAAAAACUUUUCUAACCAAAAAAAAACAAAUAUAAUAAUCAUUAUACAAUUAUUUUAUUAAUUAAACCAGUGUAAUUUUUUUAUUAUUAUUAUGUUAAAAUAAGAUCCUCCUUUUUUUAAUUGAAUAGUUAAGACUUAUUUUUCCUGGUCAAUUGUUAACAAUUUUUUAUUGUUUCUCUUUAAUAAUUUUUGCUUUAAUUUGGUUUUAUUUUAUUUAUGUUUUAAUUUACUAGUUUCUUUAAAUUUCUAUGUUAAUAUUUUUACUGUUUUAAUUUUAAGCAUUUUAAUGUUUUAAUUAUCGAACUAAAACUAUAAUCUGCAAUUAAGUUUUGUUUUUGAUUAAAAAUAAUAAACUUUUAAAUGUUAAACAAACAACAAAUAAAUGUGUUGAAUAUUAAGAUAAUGCGAAAAGAAAAUUAUAAGUAAUAACAAUAUUAUUAACACACGCAAACAAAUAAUAGACAUAUAUAUUUUAAAUAAAUAUUUUUCCUAAAUAAAAUUAUUAAAA